AUGUCCGAGAUCAUCUCGACUUCAGUCUCGGCAGCAGCGAUCUUCUGCUCCGAGGACAUCUUGGGCUGGCCACCGAAGAGGAACGACAUGGUGAUGGGAGGUGCUCCCUGGGGUCUGUCCCGACUAACCCCCCAGCUUAAGCUCCGGUCCAUCCGGUAUUCGAGUUCCCAUGCAUCGCCCGAGAAGGCCUUCCAGGAGCGUGUGCAGGAAAUUCGCACUGUCUGCGCCGAACCCUAUCCGCGGCUGGCGGUGGACUCGCGGACCCUCAGCUGUGCCGAGUUCCGCAGUCGCUAUGCCCACCUGAAGGAUAAUGAAUCAGUAGAUGCAGACUCGGUCGUGGUAUCUGGUAGGAUUCGUACCUAUAGACUUGCCGGGAGCAAAUUGAUCUUCUUCGAUAUCGUGCAAGACGGACACAAAGUCCAGGUGAUGUGCAAUAAGCGUCAACUCGAGGGGGGUGAGGGCCCCGAGUUUAAGAAAUUCUACCGGCUCCUGCGCCGCGGAGAUGCUUUCUCCGUCACUGGACGACCGCACCGUACUGGCCGGGGCGAGCUCACCAUCGACGCCACGGAACUGCCACGGCUGCUGUCGCCGUGUCUGCACGAUGUCCCCGUCCACGAUCGCUCGCACGAAACCUCGCCCUACCCUCGUCAUGUCCAGUUCCUGGCCGACCCAGCGACGGCGGAGAUCAUCCGGGCCCGGGCCUCUCUGAUCCAGUAUCUGCGCCAAUUCUUCGUGGACCGGUCCUUUAUGGAGGUCACUACCCCCAUCAUUGGGUCGGUGGCGGGUGGUGCGAUUGCCCGGCCCUUCUCGACGGCGGCCACCGAGUUCCCCGAGCGUCAACUGUCGCUGCGCAUUGCACCGGAGCUGUGGCUUAAGCGGCUGGUGGUCGGUGGGUUCGACAAGGUGUUUGAGAUUGGGCCAUCUUUCCGGAAUGAAGGUUUGGACAAGACACACAACCCCGAGUUCACCACCUGUGAAUUCUAUCAGGCCUACGCCAACCUGGACGACCUGAUGCGCAUCACGGAGACUCUCCUGUCCGGCAUGGCCGAGCACAUCAAGGCCUUCAACCAGGACGGCCUCCUCAACCCGACCACCGCGACCUUCACCACACCCUUUCGCCGCGUGGACUUCAUCACCGGCAUUGAAACCCAAAUCAACCGCUCCCUGCCCGACCUCUCCGCCCCCGACGCCCUCGCCAACAUGCACACCCUCUUCCACGACCUCUCCCUCCCCCUUCCCACGAACGCAACACUGCCCCGUCUCCUCGACGAGCUGUGUGCCAUCUACCUCGAGCCCACCUGUAUCGACCCAACCUUCAUCAUCAACCCGCCCGAGUGCCUCUCCCCACUAUCGAAGUCCUUCAUUCACCCAACGACCAAGCAAGUCGUCGCUGCCCGCGGCGAGCUGUUUAUCGAAGGGAAGGAGGUGGUCAACACCUACGAAGAGGAGAAUUCGCCGUUUGAGCAGCGCCGCAAGUUUGAGGACCAGCUACGCUAUAGCAGGGCCGCUGAUGAGCCUGGCGAAAUUGACGAGAGCUAUCUCGAAGCACUUGAGUGGGGGCUGCCCGCCACGGGCGGCUGGGGCUGCGGAAUUGACCGGUUGGUCAUGCUGUUUACGGGGGCAAAGCGGAUUGGCGAUGUCUUGUCAUUUGGGAACUUGAGGGCAGUGACGAGACGGCCUGGUGGUGUGAAUGAAUAG
Messenger RNA from Penicillium canariense, 1698 nucleotides. RefSeq lists its product as uncharacterized. Gene Ontology annotation, biological process: mitochondrial lysyl-tRNA aminoacylation. The transcript is spliced from 5 exons. Gene Ontology annotation, cellular component: mitochondrion; cytoplasm. Bases 1 to 1698 code for a protein of 565 amino acids. Gene Ontology annotation, molecular function: lysine-tRNA ligase activity; tRNA binding; ATP binding. Lineage: Eukaryota; Fungi; Ascomycota; Eurotiomycetes; Eurotiales; Aspergillaceae. The record is from RefSeq and is a predicted model, not a curated record.